Molecule: messenger RNA, 4567 nt
Organism: Magallana angulata
Lineage: Eukaryota; Metazoa; Mollusca; Bivalvia; Ostreida; Ostreidae
Product: proprotein convertase subtilisin/kexin type 5-like
Exons: 3
Coding region: 66-3515 (1149 amino acids)
Source: RefSeq, a predicted model, not a curated record
AUUUACGUAACCAGGUAGAAACUGUGAUCUGCAUUUAGAUCAACCUAAAAUUGACGGUUGCAAGGAUGGAUACUUUCAUGUUUUGGACUUCAUUUUUAAUCCUGAUAAAGAGUGUGACAACUAUAUGUCUGCCAUCGGAAGUUUACAUCCAAGAUAGCCAUCAACAACAAUGUUUGCCAACUUGUCCAGAGAGUUUAUAUAUGUUCAGACAAACAUGCAUGAAAGACUGCCCAAAUUAUGCCAAUAUUAAUGAAACAGCGCUGGGAAAAUUUUGCAUAGUGGAGCACGACUUUGAUUGUCAGCGAACGUCCUGUCCGGCAGAUCUCCCUUUAUGUUACAGAAUGAAUUGUCUAGAAAAGUGUCCGGAAUACACUGUCCGAUUCGAAAACAGUUGUAGAUUGGAAUGUCCAAUGUCACAUUCCUUCUUGGUGUCACAUGAUUGUGAGGGUCCGUGUUUUACUGGGAAUGCAACCUGUGUGAAGGGAUGUCCUGAUGAUCAUCCAUUUAUUUUUCCAACACCCCGAUCAACGCACUGCCUUGAAUAUUGUCCAAAUUACACAUAUGAGGAUCAAGAAAACAAAAAAUGUCAACUGAAAUGUCCAACAGAGAAACAAUUUCUUUUAAACAAAACUUGUUUUGACAGUUGUCCGGAAUCCCAUCCACUCAUACAAACUUUGACAUCAUAUUAUAAUACAAUUACCCUUUGUUCUGAAUCCUGUCCACAAGAUACCCUGAUGGAUGAAGGAUAUUGCGUUAACGCUUGUCCAGAUGGAAGGUAUGAAUACAACAACACAUGUGUGAGGGAGUGCCCAGAGUCACACCCUUUAAAGUAUCCAAAUGUCCGAGAAAAACCAACGACUGGGAGGGCAAAAUAUACAUGCGUUGAUUCAUGUAAUGUUAAAACUAAUUCCUACGUUUCAAACAAUCUGGAAUACAAAACUUACUGCGUUAGUUCAUGUCCACCGGGAUCAAACUUUGUCUUAAAUGGGUCGUGUGUUGAAUCAUGUCCCCUAUUUCAGCAAUAUAACAUCAUAUAUUAUGAAUAUGGCGAACAUAAACGCUGCAUUGAAAGAUGUCCUGAUUACACAGUUUUAUCAAACGGAACAAACUGUCGAGAUUCAUGCCUCCCAAAUGAAAAAUUUAAGUACAACAGGACAUGUCACCAGGAAUGUCCAAUGGAAGCAAAGUUUUAUUAUGUUAAACCUAGGUACGUAUACGUGUACCCUACCAUCGACAACUAUGACUGCAUUGUCAAAUGUCCGACAAAUUACCUCAUAAAUGGCAAUGAGUGCAUCAAAGAAUGUCCAUCUGAAACAAAAUAUGUCUUUAAUAAUACUUGCAAUGAAACAUGUCCAAUCGAGCACAAUUACAAACAACUCGAGGGAGGUCAUUAUAAAUGCAUUGAUGAAUGUAUGACAAAUUACCUCAUCAAUGGUAAUGAGUGCAUCAAAGAAUGUCCAUCUGAAAGAAAAUUUGUCUUCAAUAAUACUUGCAAUGAAACAUGCCCAAUCGAGCACAAUUACAAACACCUCGAGGGAGGUCACUAUAAAUGCAUUGACAAAUGUCCGUCUACAGCAUUUGUGCACAAUAAAUUCUUUUGCGUAUCCUCUUGUCCAGCUGACGCUCUUUACCAAGAAAACAAGACAUGUGUCGCUACCUGCCCGAGUGAACUAAGAUACAGAUAUAGUAAUUUCACAGUUAUUAGUGUUAAUUGGCAUUCUAAAAAGAACAUUUACCAUCAUUACUGUUUGGCAGAUUGUCCAACGAAAACAUUAUAUAAUCAAGAUGCGUGUGUGGGGGAAUGCCCGAAAGAAGCUAACUACUUAUUUAACAGAUCUUGUGAUAUUGGUUGUCCAGAAAUGGUUCGGUAUAGAAUAUUAACAGGAAAUCAUUUCACUUGUCUCGAUGAAUGUCCCUCAAAUGCCUAUAAAUACAAUACUUCUUUAUGUGUCUUGACGUGUCCCUUUGACAAAAAUUACGAACACAAUGGAACGUGUUAUCAGGAAUGUCCUGAACGUGAAGAUUUCAUCUACAGAGAUGGUUCCUAUUUUCGAUGCAUGAAUGAAUGCAAUCCCUUCUUCACAUUCAACAAGACAUGUUUGGAACACUGUCCAGAUGAAGCAAAAUUUCGAGACAAGGGAGAAUGUAUAGGCUAUUGUAACGACAAAGAACGAAUAUAUAUGUUUAGAAAUUUCACAGUGGGCACAGGCGGGGCAAAGAUAUACGACUAUUAUUGUCUUCAUACUUGUCCAGCAAAUACGUUUAUAUCCAAUUUAACGUGUGUUUCACAAUGUCCAAGCGAUACUUUACAAUUAGACAACAAGUGUGUAAAGUUUUGUCCAAAAGAGAGACCUCUGAAUUACACAACAAACAAAGGUAAAUACUUUUGUGUCCAUUCUUGUCCUUACAGAACGUUUAGAUUUCAGAGUGUCUGUUUUGAUCAAUGUCCGAGUUGGUUAAAAUACCAUCAAGGUACUUGCACACACGAAUGUCCAAAGUCUCAUCCAUACACUGAUAUUAGAUCCCAAAAAUGCUUAAGCGCAUGUGAAAAUAAUUUUGUUAUCACAGACAAUAACAUAUGCGAUAAAAAGUGUUCAACUGGGAAACAUUACAUUGAAAAAAAUUCAUGCGUGUUUUCUUGCAAAAAUCCACGCUCGUUACUACAAACAACGGAGCAAGGGUUAGUAUGUCAUGACCAAUGUCCACACCACCUUCUGUUGAUGGAAAACAAGGGAGCUUGUGUGAAAAAGUGUCCAGAGGAUAAACUGAUCGUGGGGAGUGUAUGUCGAGCUUUGUACAAAUGUCCGAAUCAUGCGUAUCUUGAACAUACGGACUUUGGCAGAAGGUGUACGAAUAAAUGUUCAUCAGGAUUUUAUUUAGACGGAACACAUUGCGUUAAAGAAUGUCCACCAGAGAAAGUAAUAUAUGACGCUGUCUGUGCAAACGAAUGUCCAACCACACAUCCGUUAAGAUACAAGGAGUUCGGAUCCUCCAACCCACGUUUAAUAUGUUACAGGCAAUGCCCAAGCGAUUACGUUGCCAACGGCUCGGUUUGCAUUGAACAAAGUACCUGUCAUUCAGAACACCAUUUCUCUUAUGAACACACUUGUUUUGAAACAUGUCCGUCAUUCACAGCAAUAUCGAAUGGUAAUUAUUGCGUUUCAUUGAGAGAUUACGUAAUUUACUUUAUAGUGCUCUUAUUCUUGACGGCGAUAUUGACAGUGAUAUUUUAUUUCUUGACUUGCUUCACUGGAAUAAAACCGAAGACUUUAACAAAGCGCACGUCAUCUGGAAUUAAAACACAUUUUCAGUUAAUCUCCAAAAGAACCCCAACACAGAAUAAUAAAAAUGGAAAAUAUGUAAUUAGAUAUUCAAAAGAAGAUAAUGAAGAAGCAGAGAUUAUUGAAAUAAAUCAUCAGAAUAUAGAGCAUGAUGGCGACGAAAUUGUUGAACUCAAUGAUGGAAUAGAGACUGCUACUACUUUUCGAAGACGCAAGGGAGGUCAUGAUGAAUGACUGGAUUUCAAAAUUUGUAUGCACGUUUCUUACAAACAGUUUUUUUUUUCUAACUAGCUGAGAGUUAACAUCACAUUUUGUUUAUUCUGUUAAGAAUUGGGGCAUGUAUUUUGUAUUGUAGUAAAGAAAAUAUUUUGACGAUUUACCUUUCUUAUAUUCACAUGAAUGCAAAUGUUUUCGAAGUUGGAGAUAUCUUAUAGUCUGUCCCAAGAUAUUUAUGCUGCAGGUUUGGACGAUUUUUUAUAAAAAUACACUUACCUGUGAAAGAAGUGCAAUUGAAAUAGUUAAAAGGGAUAUUUUCCAAGAUAAUUUCAUUGACACAUUAUCAUCUUUCACUCGGAAAAAUUCACAGGAACGAAAACAGAUUCCCUAUGGAGAUUUAUAAUGGGGAAUGUUUACAUCUUUUCUCCAUUCGGAAUACACUCGGAAUACAUCACGCAAUAUUUCAAUUUUAUCAUCCGGGCUUGCUGCAAUACAAAAUUUCCAUAGACAUCACAUUUUUUAGCAUUGUAUUGAAACCUGAUAAGCUAACAGGGGCGUUUUGACUGAGAAAUCUUGGAAAUUUUUCAUACUUUUCAAUGAACAUCGUUUGAAUCAUGAGGUAUUUAUAAAUAUCAAACAAUUAAGCCAAACGUGAAUCCAAAAUAUCUUGGGACAGAGUAUAGUAUUUUUCUUAUAUCAAAAUCGAAAGUCGUGAGAAAUGAAAUGUCUGUUUAAAAACUACCCCAAAAUAGAAUAAUCAUUUUUUUUCGCUUUAUCUUAUAAACAUUAUUUUAUAAAAGAAUAGAAUAAUAUGUAUGAGUGAACACCAUAAUUGAAUUACUAAAAUGUUGUAUAAUAUACAUGUACGUAUAUGAAAAGUAAGAUUAGGUCGAGAAUUUAUUGUACAGUGUUUAUAAGUGUUUGGAUUUGUUCGUUAUCCUAUUAUUGUUGUGGUGAUUGUUAUUGCUAUUUAUUAUCCUCGUUAAUUUAAACUAAUCAAAAUGAUACUAAUAGAUAUGGAAGCGAUCAUGUUGAUUAUGAAAAAUCUUCUUAGAUAAAGUAUAACAAUC